Messenger RNA from Prorocentrum cordatum, 537 nucleotides. NCBI's taxonomy places the organism in Eukaryota, Dinophyceae, Prorocentrales, Prorocentraceae. The record is from the annotation of a GenBank genome assembly.
GUUGUCAAGAUGAUCAGGGCCGCGAAGAAGUUUUUCUCUCUGCUUGACAUGCCCAAGCCAGUCAAAUCCAGACUCCUAGGAAAGUUCGAGAUGCGGUGCGUCAUGUUCGUGCACAAGAAAUCUGUGAAGGGUUCUAAAUCGUGGGGAUCCAUUGAAGAGAUUGGGGCGCAGUUCUUGAUGGAUGUCUACCGUGAGCAUCCGAAUGCUAAAUCGGUCGAAGCACCCUGGCCUGCAACCCAUGUGACGAUGGAGGCAACUGCUGGGGCCGACCCUCAGAAUUGCAGUGGUCUCCGGAACUUGGGAGACGGCUCGAUCGACACCAGCUUCAUCAACAGCAUGGGCUUCAAGGUCGGCGUGCAGGUGGCCUCGAACGUUGGAGAGAAUAACGGCCAGCUGUACACCAUCAGCGAGAUGACCGAGGACACGGCCACGUUGAGGGCCGGCGGGGGCAAGAAGGCGAAGCCCAUCCAGAUCUCGCUGCACCAACUGGCUGACGACUACACGGUGAAGAAGCAGGACGAGUUCGUGACUGUGAGC